Mesoplodon densirostris (Blainville's beaked whale) is the source of this 1089-nucleotide messenger RNA. It is a transcript of the gene WNT16, whose product is annotated as Wnt family member 16. The transcript is spliced from 4 exons. Gene Ontology annotation, biological process: neuron differentiation; multicellular organism development; canonical Wnt signaling pathway. Lineage: Eukaryota; Metazoa; Chordata; Mammalia; Artiodactyla; Ziphiidae. Gene Ontology annotation, cellular component: extracellular region. The record is from RefSeq and is a predicted model, not a curated record. Gene Ontology annotation, molecular function: cytokine activity; frizzled binding. The coding region runs from base 1 to 1089 and encodes 362 amino acids.
AUGGACAGAGCAGCGCUCCUGGGACUGUCCCGCCUGUGCGCGCUGUGGGCAGCCCUGCUCGCGCUGUUCCCCUGCGGAGCCCAAGGAAACUGGAUGUGGUUGGGCAUCGCCUCCUUUGGGGUUCCGGAGAAGCUGGGUUGUGCCAACUUGCCGCUGAACAGCCGCCAGAAGGAGCUGUGCAAGAGGAAACCGUACCUGCUGCCGAGCAUCUGCGAGGGCGCCCGGCUGGGCAUUCAGGAGUGCAGGAGCCAGUUCAGAUACGAGAGAUGGAACUGCCUGGCGGCCGCCGCCGCCCCGCCGGACACCAGCCCUCUCUUUGGCUACGAGCUGAGCAGCGGCACCAAGGAAACAGCAUUUAUUUAUGCUGUGAUGGCUGCAGGCCUGGUGCAUUCUGUGACCAGGUCAUGCAGUGCAGGCAACAUGACCGAGUGUUCCUGUGACACCACCUUGCAGAACGGCGGCUCAGCAAGUGAAGGCUGGCACUGGGGGGGCUGCUCUGAUGAUGUCCAGUAUGGCAUGUGGUUCAGCAGAAAGUUCCUAGAUUUCCCCCUCAGAAACACCACGGGAAAAGAAAGCAAAGUACUGUUAGCAAUGAACCUACAUAACAAUGAAGCUGGAAGGCAGGCUGUCGCCAAGUUGAUGUCAUUAGACUGCCGGUGUCACGGAGUUUCCGGCUCCUGUGCUGUGAAAACAUGCUGGAAAACCAUGUCUUCUUUCGAAAAGAUUGGCCGUCUGUUGAAGGAUAAAUAUGAAAACAGUGUCCAAAUCUCAGACAAAAUAAAGAAGAAAAUGCACAGGAAAGAGAAAGAUCAGAGGAAAAUACCGAUCCACAAGGAUGAUCUGCUCUACAUUAAUAAGUCUCCCAAUUACUGUGUAGAGGACAAGAAACUCGGGAUCCCAGGGACCCAAGGCAGAGAGUGCAACCGCACAUCAGAGGGCGCAGACGGCUGCAACCUCCUCUGCUGCGGCAGGGGCUACAACACGCACGUGGUCAGGCACGUGGAGCGAUGCGAGUGCAAGUUUAUCUGGUGCUGCUAUGUCCGCUGCAGGAGGUGUGAAAGCAUGACUGAUGUCCACACUUGCAAGUAA